GGCCGGGGCACGGCGGGGGCGGCCGCGGGGGCUGGGGGGCAGAGGCGGCGGUGGGAAAGCGGAGGGUGAUGCUGAAGGGAGCCCCGGGAGCUGCCCCGGGUGUCGCAGCUGCUGCCGGGGUGGAGCUGCAGUGACUUCGGGGUGGCUUCGUGCUUUCCCGAGGGAGUCGGGGGCUCCUGAGCAUCCCCGGGGAGCCGCGCUUGUGCCGGCCCUGCGGAGCACUGGGAGGUCAGGCCACUCGCAGAGGGUUCUGCUGUGUCUGCAGCGGUUGUUCUCCUUGGCUUUGCUUGUUUUCAGGUUACUUUACUUCCAGUGCAUGCGGACGGACGGAUGGGAGCGGGGCUUUUGGGAGAGCGGUGGGUCUGGGGUCCCGCGGGACUGUGCCCCCCCUCCGGAGCUGCUCUGGGGUGGAGGGGUUUGGGGAGACUCCCUGUAUGUCUCCGAGUACUUCUCUCAGAGCGCACAGAAGCUCUCCUUCUACAGCUGGUAUGGGAACGCCAAGCUCUUCCACUUCCACGUGCCCGAGGACACCGUGCUGCUCCGCUGGCUGCUGCAGGCAUCCCGGGGGAAAGGCCCCGAGUGCACCAGCAUGGAGAUCACUGUGCACUUUCGGCACGGAGCCCCUCCCGUCAUUAACCCUUUGGGCACUCGCUUUCCUGCCAACGCCACCGUCCGUCCCUCCUACAACAUCAGCAUCACCCUGAGCGGCGCUGUGCAAAACACCACCUUCGUGAACGUCAGCACCCCCGCUGCUGGGGACUGGUUCAUCGCUGCCCACCUGCCCCAGGCUGCGGGCAGGAUCGAGGUCAAGGGUUUCUCCACUCCAUGCCCCUAUAUGUUCCAGGCAGAUAUGUUUGUGCUCAGACUCACUGAUAUGCCUGUCCUGGAGCCUGGUGUCCCCAUGCCACACACCGUUGUCUCGCCUGCUAAGCCACUGCAUGUCAAGGUCUUCGUUCCCAAGCACGCCGCAGGGAUGCGGUUCCAGCUGAGCAGCUGCGUCACCAGCGAGCAGAGAGCCUGCACUGUGCGGGUGCUGCUGGGCUCCAUCACCCUGCCCCAGUCCUUCCAGAGGAGCCUCACCUGCACGGGGAGCAUCAACUGCAGCCUGGCCCUGGAGUCACCGCCCUGGGAGAAGUGGCUGCAGAUCAUGGUGGAGAGUCUCGGCACUGCCAAUGCCAGCGUGUCCGUGGAGAUGUUGGCUUCUUUCACAGUUUGCAGACCAGGAAGCACCAGUUCCUUCCUUAACUUCAUCAGCCUAAACCAGAGCCAGGCUGGUGCCAGACCAGGGGCAGCAGGCAGCUCUGCCCCAGCUGCAGGAGAGGCUGCACGCAACACGUCCGGCCAGCGCAGCUCCUGCCUGCAGAGCCAGCCCGUGGUGAGGGAGGACCUGGACGUGGUGUCCGUGCGCUACCGGCUCCUGAACGGCCCCAGCGUGCCCGUGAGCCCCCUGGCCCCCACCCUGCUCCUGCUCAACCUCAACACGGGCAUGGACAGCGGGGGAGCCCUCGUGGUCAGUCUGCUGCUCAACAAGACGUCUGUGAGCCUGGCCAAUGCCACCGUGGCAGCCUGUGUGAGUGCUGCUUCUCCAGUGCUGUCCCUCAACGCCACACAGAACUGCAGCACAGCUUUCUCCCAGGGCUACCCUCUGAGCGUGAGCACGUCCUCUGCAGAAGCCAUGCUGAUUGUCCUGUACCCACAGACUGAUGACUGGUUCCUGUCCCUGCAGCUCCUCUGCCCCAAGGGACAGGGGGAAUGUGGCGGUGCCGAAGGCAAAGUGACGGUGUUCGCGUACCUCACGCCCUGCUUCAACGACUGCGGGCCCUACGGGCAGUGCAGCCUCCUGCGCAGGCACGGCUACCUCUACGCUGGCUGCAGCUGCAAGGCUGGCUGGGGCGGCUGGAGCUGCACAGAUGACACCAAGGCCCAGACUGUGGGCACACAGAACUUGGCCACGCUCCUGCUCACCCUGAGCAACCUCAUGUUCCUGCCCGCCAUUGCAGUCGCUGUCUAUCGCUUCUACCUGGUGGAGGCUUCUGUCUACACCUACACCAUGUUCUUCUCCACGUUCUACCACGCGUGUGACCAGCCGGGCGUGGCCGUGAUGUGCAUCAUGGACUACGACACCCUGCAGUACUGCGACUUCCUGGGCUCCGUGGUGUCCAUCUGGGUCACCAUCCUGUGCAUGGCCCGCCUCAAGAAGAUCCUGAAAUACGUCCUUUUCAUCUUGGGGACCCUGUUAAUUGCCAUGUCCCUGCAGCUGGACCGCAGAGGGGUGUGGAACAUGAUGGGUCCCUGCCUCUUCGCCCUGCUCAUCAUGGUUACAGCGUGGGUUCACCACGGAGCAAAGCGCAGGCACUGCUAUCCCUCCUCGUGGAAGCGCUGGGUUUUCUACCUCCUCCCAGGAAUCACCUUGGCUUUCAUUGCCAUCUCAGUGUACGCCUUCAUGGAAACCAAUGAGAACUACUACUACACCCACAGCAUCUGGCACGUGCUGGUGGCUUGCAGCGUCGCUUUCCUGCUCCCUCCUCGGGACAAGCAUAAGAAGCCCUGGGCCUGGUCCCAGAAGCUCACGUGUCGCUAUCAGAUCUGCCAGAACGACCGUGAGGAGCUCUAUGCUGUCACCUGACCUGUCCUGGCUGCAGGGGUGGAGGGAUGGGGAGGCUGCUCCCGGCCGUGGCUGCCCCUCGCACGUCGGCAGCCCUCUCACGUGCUCGUCCCCUGGGCAGGAGGGCGCAGCGUGGACUGGGUUUAAAGGUGAAGAUGGUCUGGGAUGGUCUUGUGGAGGCAAGUUUGAGGCCACCUCUGCUUUUCUGCUGGGGUGGGGCAGGCUGUUCAUGGUUCCAGAUCGAGGAAUAGCUUGUCCCCCACCUCCCCACAGCCCUGGGGGAAAUCGCCAACCCUUCUUCCCCCGCUGCUGCAUCCAUGAGGCUUGGGCUUAGCCCACACUGAGCUGGAGCCAAGGCUUUGGCUGCUGGGCUCUUCUCUGCACCCCAUCCUGGUAGAGGAUGUGGGACAGGAACCUCCCCUGCCAUCCUGCAGUCAGCACUUGAACCCAAGAGAAGAGCACGUUUCUUCUGCUCUGGGGAGCAAAUGCUGCCGAGUGCCCUUGGUGCUGAUGGGGAGGGAGGGAGCUGAUCCCAGCAUGUCUGGGCCCUUGGCUGCCAUCUCCUUGGAGGUCUGGAGCCUCUCUCCCUCUGAAACAGGUGCUGCUGCUCUUACCUGGUCCUGAUUCUGUGGGAGAAGAAUGAGGCUGGGACUUGGGCCCUGGAUUCAGGAUCAGACUGGGCAGGAAUGUGAAAAACCCAUGUGGGGACAUGCAGGAGACAGCAGCAGCAUGUGAAACCCACAGCAGUGCAGGGUUUAGUCUAACUUCAGCUCUGGAAGGAGCCAGGCUGAUGGUGUUCAGGGAUUCACUGUUUUCCUCCUUUUGGGGGGUGUGGCAUGGGCAGGGCUCUCUCUGGGGUGGCACAGGUGGUUCGGGAUGGUGCCUGAGCUGCUCCUCCAGCCUGCUGUGCCUCGGAGCCUGGAUGUGCUGCAGGCUCCUGAGGCCUCAGCAGUCCCAGCCCAGCCAGGAGCAUCACCAGGGGCUCCCCGGCUGGCCAGGGUCUCCUCUGCAGCGUGUCUCACCUUAGCCUUACUCCAGGGCACGCAGACAGCAAGGGCAGAACUUGGCUACCAGGGAAGUUGUCUUUGCCCAUCCUUCUUCUACAGAUAAGGGCUUAACUCCAUCCUUCCAGCUGUGUCAGCCUGGUGUGUGCUGCUGGGAGCCCCUCCUCAGGUGGCUUUGGGGAGGAAAGAGCUUUUAAUGAAGGAUUUGCCUCUUCGGGGUUCUUCCUCUGCUUUGAAGGGCACCCAGCUCAGCUGUGCACUUUAUCCCUCUGCCUCCCCUUCCUCUGCAAAGUCCCCCUUUUUAAGCAGGCUUAAGGACAAGUGAGGGACACUUGUCCACACCCAGCAGUGUCAUCCCCCCGCCACCCAUGCCCCCUGCCUUUCCUUGUGCUGCUGCCAUCCAGGGAAGGGGGACAUGGGGCCCUCAGGGCUUCCUCCAACUUUUACCACUUUUAGGCACUUUUUUUGUCCCCUGUCUCGGUUUGCACAGCGGUGCUGAGGCCCCAGCACCUGGCAGGGGGCCACCGCUCCUUCAUAGCCGUGCCGUCCAUGCCGGGCCACCAGUGGGACCUGGGUGCCACCAGACUGGUCUGGGUGCUGCCAGCGUGACCCGGGUGCUGCCAGUGGGACCUGGGUGCCACCAGUGUGACCUGACUGCUGCCAGUGUGACUUGGGUGCCACUGGUGUCACCUGGGUACUGCCAAGGUGACCUGUGUGCUUCCAGUGUGACCCAGGUGCUGUUGGUGCGACUCAGGUGCUGCCAGUGUGGCCCAGGUGCCACCAGUGUGACUUGACUGCUGCCAGUGUGACCUGGGUGCCACCAGGGUGGCCCAGGUGCCCCCAGUGUUGACCUGGGUGCUGCUAGCAUGACCCAGGUGCCACCAGUGUGACCUGAUGCCACUGAUAUGGCCAGGCAUUGCUGGUUAUCAUAGAAAGCAAUAAUUCCUCAUCGGGCCUUUCCCUUCAGGGAUUUCCAUGCUGGAAGCAGGAGAAGCUUUGGGGCAAGAAAUCCCGCUGACAUGAUUGUUUAUUUUAUGUUUGAUCAUUCAUUUUUGCUUUGCCCCCUCCCUGCUGACCCGGCCUUGGUGCCUGCAGCAGGGAGGGUUAAUUAUUUUGGGUAAAAUCUGAGCAAAUUCCUGUGUCUGGGGAAAAAAAAAAAAAGAAAAGAAAAAGGUUAUUUUUUUUUCUUUGCUGUUAAUACCUGUGAUUAUUUUAUACGGUAAAUUUUAAAGCUUACGGUUUUAUAAUUUAAUAAAGGUGAUGGUAUUUGCGGGCA
Molecule: messenger RNA, 4885 nt
Organism: Onychostruthus taczanowskii (white-rumped snowfinch)
Lineage: Eukaryota; Metazoa; Chordata; Aves; Passeriformes; Passeridae
Gene: PGAP6
Product: post-glycosylphosphatidylinositol attachment to proteins 6
Exons: 13
Coding region: 317-2626 (769 amino acids)
Cellular component (GO): plasma membrane
Source: RefSeq, a predicted model, not a curated record